CAUGGUGGUCGGUAGUAGAGGCUGUCUAUCGCUGAUCAUCCUUGUUGUUAUUUUGUGUUCGUCAUGGUUUGUUGCUGUACUUCUGGAUUAUUAUACAGGGCACGGCCAACCGCUUAGGAAACACAGAAAUACUAAUUCAGCUCCAUUUCCGAGCGACAAGAUGGAUAAUAUUUUCUGGUUCGUUCAGAUCUCUGACAUUCAUAUAAGCAAAUACCGUGAUAAUCAAAGAGUAAAGGAUUUGAAGAAAUUUUGUAAUGAAAAUAUAGAUGUGAUAAAGCCUGUUACGGUUCUGGCCACAGGUGACUUGACAGAUGCAAAAGAUGUCCGCAAACUUGGCUCUAAACAGUAUAAAGAAGAAUGGGAAGAGUAUUUCAAUGUGCUAAAGGAAACAAAAGUUGAGGAUAGGACAAAAUGGUUAGACUUGAGAGGAAAUCAUGAUACAUUUAGUGUUCCCUCGCAUACAAGCAAGGAGAACUUCUUCAAAGAUUACUCAUCCAGUGGCCCAGAUAGAGACAGAGGUACCAUGAUGCCAUACCAGUUUGUCUACAGUACCAAGUUCGGUUCUUAUGCAUUUAAUGGUAUUGAUAUGAACCCAAAUCCUGGUCCAAGGAGGCCCUUUAAUUUCUUUGGUCACGUGGAGCAGGACCGUAUUAAUGCAAUGGAGAGGUUAGCUGAUGCUAGCAAAUCAUUUAAUAUGACAGUUUGGUUUGGACACCAUCCUUUUUCAGUCACAACAACUCCCUAUGUUCGGAGGAUUUUAAAGACUGGAGGAGUUUACUUGUGUGGUCAUCUUCACACUCUGCUGGAAACAUUUCCCAAGAUGCAUGCUGUUCACACAGAUGGUCACAUAGAGCUGGAACUUGGAGACUGGCUUGACACCAGAAAUUACAGAGUUAUGGCAAUAGAUCAUGACAUGUUCUCCUUUGCUGAUGUUCGUCUGAACAAAUGGCCUGUUGUGCUCAUAACCAAUCCAAAAGAUGCACAUUACAUUAUGCCACCCUAUGAACCUCUUGGAAGAAUAAGAAAGUCUUCUCACAUAAGGUUUUUGGCUUUCUCUCCUGCACCCGUUGUAUCUGCCAUUAUUGAAAUCGAUGGAAAACCCCUCGACUCACAAGUUACUCACGUUAAAGGAGCACUGUACGCUUGUCGCUGGGAUCCCGAGGACUUUUCAUCUGGCAUUCAUUCUAUCACUGUGAGAGUUCAAGACUCCGAUGGCCGAUCAAGUGAGAGGACGCAACUGUUUUCAGUGGAUGGAUCCCGUCCAACGCUGGAUCUCAUUCCGGCGUUUCUUCUGUUGACUGACUUUGUUACUUUGGGCCGUGUUCUAUACUGUGUUUCUUUUGUAACCAUCGUUUUAGGACUGGGGUGGGUGAGGCGCUGUGAUUCUUCCGCAUGCAAAGGUUUUCUCUGUGGUGCUUUAGGAAGAUGGUGGAAUCGCUUAUGGCUUCUUGCUCAUACCGAUGACCUUUUCUACCCUCUGUUUUUGUUUGGCGUUUACACUGGUGUAGGUCCGUGGGUCAUUGGUGAAAUGAUGCAAGGCCAUCUUGGUGCUCUGUUUGUUCAUGGUAUGUAUUUAAAACAGCACUGGAUCCCAGGCUCCUUGACCUACUACUAUGGAAUUAUGCAGCUGUUCUUUUUAAACUUGCCGCUGACCCUAUACCUUGCUUAUUUUGUGGAGCUGAACAAUACUACAACAAGCAGCAAAGCCGCAUCCCAGAAUCAUCUUUUCCAAUUCUCUCACAGUUACGUGUUGCACUCCCUGAAGAAAGGCCUGGGACAUUUUGUGUUUGUGUUGAUGUUCAUAUGGCAAGCUUCAUCAAGUUUUAAUCUGAUUUAUACCUACGGUGUAAUGUCGUUUAUGUUGAGUCCAGCUAAGAGUUGGUCUCUUAUACUAGUUUUAUAUUUGUUUUGGCGAGUUCACAGACCUAGAAUGAGAUAACGUAUUUAUAGACCAUACGAUCAGUCUGUAAGUAGCUUAAAUAACUUUAACUUAAUUCUGAAUCUAGGAGGCAAUGAGGUAAUUAAAUCAAACAAAUUAAGGAAUUUUGAAAGUAGGCUAUUGUUUCGAGCCUUUUUACUAGGCACAGUUUAAAUGUUGAAGUAAAUGAAAAAAAAAUGUGCAAUUAUUCACUUGUCUCCAUCAAACCAAUCAGUUAUUUAUUUACUCGUUAUUUCAAAAAUUUCAGUAUCCAAAUUGAUAUUAAUCGGAAGGAAGGAAGAGGGGGGUGUUUGAUUCAGGUCAGUUCACAGUCAGACAAAGAUUGAUAUUGGCAAAGACUUUGACUUCAACUCCGCUUACCCGGUGAUUGGUGAACUAAAUUCAAAACUUUUAUUCAAGUCAGUUUAUCGUCUUGUUGUCAAAACAUUUACUACCGAUCACCAAAAAGGGGAAGAAGGAUAAAAAGAGGGAUAAUAUUUAUGAAGAAUUUAAAACUUAAUUAUGAUUAUACAACUGUAAAUUUUAUGUUGUUUCAUCCUUUAGAUAAACCCGAUUUCGAUUUAUCUUCGACUCGAAAGAUUGGGCGCUCAAGUGUCCUAUUGUCUAGUUUGACAUCUAUUUUUCGUCACUUAAUUUAGUACUUUUUUGGACGUGGUUCUGACUUUUGAAAUGAUGAUAAAUAA
Molecule: messenger RNA, 2622 nt
Organism: Pocillopora verrucosa
Lineage: Eukaryota; Metazoa; Cnidaria; Anthozoa; Scleractinia; Pocilloporidae
Product: transmembrane protein 62
Molecular function (GO): hydrolase activity
Source: RefSeq, a predicted model, not a curated record